This is a messenger RNA of Medioppia subpectinata, 525 nucleotides long. NCBI's taxonomy places the organism in Eukaryota, Metazoa, Arthropoda, Arachnida, Sarcoptiformes, Oppiidae. The record is from the annotation of a GenBank genome assembly.
AUGGGACGACGCAAACGUAGGCUUUGCCUACAUGCACCCAUAGACAUUACAUUAGCCCAUUACAAUAGAGUGGCCCUACACUGGCCCCUCUGCGUUUCGAUUGCCUUAUUGUAUGUUGUAAUCAACGCUUACUAUAUAUACGCGUCUUUAAAGUGGUUAGAGUUUGGCCGCAAGUCUUUGGACCCGAAACUACCUGAAGAGUGGUCUGAAAAAGCAAUCGCUGAAAUGCCAGAGAAAGCGGUUUACGCUUACUCUAAGUUAUUUGAUUUAUUUGAUACCGUAUUCUUUGUGUUGAGAAAAAAGUCAAAUCAAAUCACUUUUCUUCACGUUUACCAUCACUUUAUGGUGCCAAUUCUGGGAUGGGUGGGCGCAAAGUUAUGCCCGCAAACAGUGAUCGUUGAAGUGUUUUGUUUGCUUAACUCUAUUGUACACACAGUUAUGUAUAGCUAUUACCUGUUGUCGGCAUUUGGACCCCAAAUACAGCCCUAUUUAUGGUGGAAGAGAUAUAUCACACGAUUGCAGUUA